UCUUAAAUCCCCUCAAAUAGAACGUGUGACGUAAACCAGUAUUUACGAAGCACAGAAAAUGAAUUAAUUACUGACAUAUAAGAUUAUGAUCAGAAGUCGUUCAGGUACAAACCCUUCAUGUUUCAUGCGAGAAAGCAUUCAGAUGAGAAUUAGGGUGAGGAUAUAGUGACAACUAAAUUAAAGAAACAUAGUGUAUGUUAUACGCAAUACAUAAAAAAUGAACAUACUUAAAUGAAAUGAAUGAAAUUACCUAUAAAAGGUAUUUUUUUUACACUUAUCAGAACUUGGGACUUUUUAAAAGCUUAUAAAUGUCUUCUUUGCACAGUAUCCAUGAAGGUGGAUACAUUAUAGGGUCAUAUCAAUAGUUAUGUACUCGGAAAUCAACAUUUUCUAGCAUUUCCGGGGUUUUUUGAGAUCUAGUUAUUUUCGUUUUCCUUUUGAAUUUCGCGAUUUUAUCUAAUGUAGCCUCCCCUUUAUCUCCAAUAGUCUGUAUAUAAGACGAAAUUUCUGCGAAUUAUCAUACAUUGUGCUCCCAAUAAGUUCUCAUCCAACAACUAAAAGGUAAGUAUUAAAUUAAUUUACAAAUUAAUAUAUUUUAUUUAAAAAAUGUCUGUUGUAAUGGUACGGAUAUUGAUUUAAAGAAACGUUCUUGUGUCGAAUCUUUGAUAGUCGCUACUUGAAGCAAGAAGCUAGCACGUAUGACAGCCAGUUUAUCUUGUGUUGCCCCUGCAGCCGGGUUGAGGAGAUCAGAUAGUAUUUUUAUGUCACGUUCAUCCUAGAAGCAUGUAAAAGUAAAAGGGACAAAGCUUAUCAGCUCAUUGCACUAAGAUAAUACCUGAAAUGGUAGAGUACGGAACGAUACGUUCCACAUUGCAAGUUAUCAUAUUUUUCAGUUCUCUUCAGAACUGUGUUCUGUUCUGUUAAAAAAAAACGGCAACCGCACUAUUCGUCUUUAUCUUUCUUACAGCGGUUCCAGCUUAAUAAGCUCUUAAAUCACUGAUUUAAAUGUAGAGGCUCAAGGCUGACUGAACGGAUAACUGGUUACGGUCACCAAGCCAAACUCACUGAGCGCGACGUGUCGCGGUUUCGAUCGCCGCGUACGAAAAUCGUUGGUGUGAUCCACAGAUGCUUGUCCUGAGCCUGGGUGUCUUUGUGAAAGUGACUUUUGACUUCCUUUGGUUUACGAUUAAAAAAAAUAGAAGAAGAAGCGAGAACACACUCAUCAUAGUGCAAGAUGAGUGUAGCAUUGUCCUGCUCUAACAACAGACUUACUCUUGCGAAUCCUCGGAAUAAAAUGUAUGUUUCAGUUCUAACCAUGAGGCUGGCCAUCCUUUCCUGUCUUCUCGCCCUGUCGUAUGUCACCGCCCAGGAGAAGCCGGUCAUCCUCUGCGGACGCCAGCUCGCCAAUGCAAGAGUACUGCUCUGUUUUGGAGCUGAGUACAUCAGCAAAAGGUCGCGGUUGGCUGACUACUUCGGAGACCAGAUGAAUGAGGUGGACUGGCCUUGGGGCGGUCGCCACGGCGCCCUCGCAGCCGGUCGCAACUGGUCUCGAUACAAGCGCGACGGCCUGGUCGACGAGUGUUGCCACAAACCAUGCACAACUGACGUCAUACUCAACUACUGCUAAACAAUGAACACAGAACGCCACAAGAUUGUACAUUUUAUACGUCUAUUUUAUAAAUUACUGACAUUAUUUUGAAGUAAAUACAGUUU
Trichoplusia ni (cabbage looper) is the source of this 1713-nucleotide messenger RNA. RefSeq names its product bombyxin B-2-like. Gene Ontology annotation, cellular component: extracellular region. NCBI's taxonomy places the organism in Eukaryota, Metazoa, Arthropoda, Insecta, Lepidoptera, Noctuidae. The record is from RefSeq and is a predicted model, not a curated record. Gene Ontology annotation, molecular function: hormone activity. The coding region runs from base 1235 to 1627 and encodes 130 amino acids. The transcript has 2 exons.